Tinamus guttatus (white-throated tinamou) is the source of this 744-nucleotide messenger RNA. NCBI's taxonomy places the organism in Eukaryota, Metazoa, Chordata, Aves, Tinamiformes, Tinamidae. The record is from RefSeq and is a predicted model, not a curated record.
AUGGCAUGCAGAGGAACGCAAGUCAGGAGAAAACUGCUUUCUCCGUGUUCAAAACGCACGUUUUCUAAAAUGAAAAGUCGUCGAAUUCCCCUCAGGCUGAGAGCGGCUGAGGAGGCCGGAGAGGCCCGUCCCGCGCAGCGAGCGGUUGUUCAAAAACUGGAGAAAAAUGGAAUGGAUUACAAGCCCCGAAAUCUCGCUUUAUCAGUUCAGAAAAAGGGCCAAAGAUCAAGCUCCUGCUCCAAGCAGCUAAUGCAUUGGUUCCCUGUCACCCGCAGAAUAGAAACUGAUUCUCUGCAUUGGUUUCAUUUGCAGGAUUUUAAGCUCGCUUUUGGCCAUCACCAAGGCAGAAUAAGUCCUCUCUGGCAUGGAGGUGCAGCCACCGUUGUUCAGAGCCCUGGAGAUGAAGUAUGGGGAAUAGUGUGGAAAAUGAACGCUAGCCAUUUAAGUUCUCUGGAUAAGCAGGAGGGAGUUGAAGAAGGCAUUUAUGUCCCAAUAGAAGUUAACGUCCACACUCAAGCAGGAGAAGUACUGACCUGUCGAAGCUACCAGAUGCGUGACUGUGUUUGUGGUCUCCCUUCUCCCCAGUACAAAAAGGUUAUCUGCAUGGGUGCAAGACAGAACGGCUUGCCAGAUGAGUAUCAGAAGAAAUUAGAAGCUAUAGAAACCAAUAACUAUGCAGGACCGGUUCCGAUCCUGGAAGAAAUUGAAGCUGCUGCUAAGGCAAAGAAAAUGAAUUCUGCGUAA